Molecule: messenger RNA, 837 nt
Organism: Dichomitus squalens LYAD-421 SS1
Lineage: Eukaryota; Fungi; Basidiomycota; Agaricomycetes; Polyporales; Polyporaceae
Exons: 7
Coding region: 1-837 (278 amino acids)
Biological process (GO): poly(A)+ mRNA export from nucleus
Cellular component (GO): nucleus
Source: RefSeq, a predicted model, not a curated record
AUGGGGGUGCUGAUGCGGGUGCUGGUGAGGGUGUUGGUGCGGGUGAGGCUGCUGGUGCUGAUGCUGGUGAGGGUGCGCAUGGGGGUGCUGGAACUGAUGCUGGUGCUGUUGUUGGGGGUGCUGUUGGUGGGCUUCAAGGCACUCAAGGUCGUCGACCUCAAGGACAUCCUCGCGAAAGCGAACGUCGCAGUGACCGGCAAGGCGAACAAACCAGACCUCAUCGCCAAAAUCCUCGGCUCGCCUGAAGCCAUCGAGGUAUACAACAACAACUACGGGCCUGCCCCUGCCCAGUCGGCGCGGGACGCGUCUGCAACGACUACGAACGCACCGGAGAAGUCAGAAGCACCACCGAAGGCUGCUGCUCCUGUAUCGUCUUCAAAGACGGCCCAAGUCGCUGCUCCGGCCCCCUCCUCAAAAGCAGUGUCUCAAGCUGCACCGAAAGCGAGUGAGGCCACUCCUGCAACUUCGCCAUCACCCUCCGCUACUGCAACGACGAGCGAGGAUCCUGAAGCAGAGAGGCGUAAAGCACGUGCGGCACGUUUCGGCAUUCCCGUAGUGGAAGCCAAGCCCGCGCCGGUACAGAAGAAUGGAAGGGAUACAGCGAAUGGCAAGGUGGCGAAGAGUGCGAUCGUUGACGACCCCGAGAAGCUCGCCGCCCGUGCCGCAAGGUUUGGUGUCCAAGGCAGGAAGCGCGCCGCUCCACCGCCGGAGCCCGUUGACGAGGAGGAGCUCGCCCGACGCAAGAAACGGGCGGAGCGGUUCGGCAUACCACUGACGGUAUGUAGCGUGUACAAGUCUCCGUACGCCGUUGAUCACCACUCCACAGUCCAUGACUAG